GCUCAGUCUCAAAGGUGCAGCCAACUCUGUUUUCUAACCAACUGGCAAUGAAUGAUGAUACACAACCUGAUUCCAAAGACAGCGGAGAAUAUGAAGAUGACUUUGAAAAAGAUUUGGAGUGGUUAAUCAAUGAAAACGAGAAAAGUGAUGCCAGUGAGAAAGAAGAGGAGGAGUAUGUUGCUGGUAGGUCUGAAGACACUAUCCAGCAGGACUUAGAGAAAGACCUAGAUCCAGCCAGUCCAGAAUCGACCCCCAACCCCACAGCCCCGUGGAAAGAUGAGGCCCCAGCAUGCAGAAAUGACUACAUUUCCGUGCCCAGUAUCCAGGCCCCUGAGCCUGCGUCAGAUUCAGACAGCGAAGGCUCCCUAGACGCCAGGCCAGAUGAGGAUGAGGAUGAGCAGGUGCGCAGGUACAUCAUGGAGAAGAUCACUCAGGCUAACAGGCUUCUACAGUGUCAGGACCCUGUGAAUGAGAAGCGUAGUCGGAGACUCAAGUUCAAAGACAAGGUGGUGGACCUGGAAGUGCCCCCACUGGAGGACUCUGAGGCCUCCCUGGACAACCCUGAGCAUGAUGGCAGCACCAUGUCAGGCCAGCUGUCCCGGCUCUGUAUCUCUGGUGGGCCAGGCCCUGAGAUGCCACCAGAUAAGGACCUCUCAGAAGAGAGCAAGGAUGGGAAGGUGCUGGUAGAGCGUGACGGCAAGUUUGAGCUGCUCAACUUCCGGGACCUUGAGAGCCAGGGGCUGCCCUCAGCUGUCCCCCCUGUGCCGGAUUCAAAUGGUGACAUCCAGGUGGACUGCAGCCACCUUGCCAGCCCCUCCAGCAGUGAAGCCGGGCAGGAAGAGCCUGUGGUAGUGCUCUCACCUGCCUCCGCACCACCACCGCCACCGCCUCAGGCCUCCCCACCGCUGAUGCCCAGUGCCAGGCCCCGCCCUGCCUCCAGCACCCCAGCUGACAUGUAUAAGGGAGUUGAGAAGUUUCACCCCCGUGCACAGUCUGCGUAUCUGUCACCUGCCUCAUCCACCUACUGCCUCUCCCCCCAGCAGAAGGACCUGCAGAGGCGGCUGGAGCAGAAGCGGGCCAAGCUAAAGCGAGAGGAAGAACAAAAGAGAAUAGAGGAAGCGAAAGAGAAGAGGAAAGAGAAUGAUCAAGUAUUUAAGGCAUGGCUGCAAAAGAAAAGGGAGCAGGUCCUGGAGAUGCGUAGGAUUCAGCGGGCGAAGCAGAUGGAGAACCUCAACAGCCGGCAGGAAAACCGAGAUCCCCAGCAUGCAUUUCGCUUAUGGCUGAAGAAGAAGCAUGAGGAACAUCUGAAAGAAAAAAAGACAGAAGAGCUUCGAAAGCAAGAGGAGUGCUUGUACUUUCUGAGAGGGACUGAGGGCCGUGAGCGGGCCUUCAAGCAGUGGCUAAAAAGAAAACAGAUAGAAAAACUCACCCAGCAACAGAUGGCCAAAGAGCGAACGAGGCAGCUCCGGCUAGAGGCCAAGCGAGCUAAGCAGCGCCAGAACAUGUGUGUCCCCGAAGCCAAGUCAUUCCGUUAUCCUGACCCUUACAAGUGAAGGUGACUAUUAAA
Molecule: messenger RNA, 1567 nt
Organism: Suncus etruscus (white-toothed pygmy shrew)
Lineage: Eukaryota; Metazoa; Chordata; Mammalia; Eulipotyphla; Soricidae
Gene: CCDC181
Product: coiled-coil domain containing 181
Exons: 6
Coding region: 48-1553 (501 amino acids)
Molecular function (GO): microtubule binding
Source: RefSeq, a predicted model, not a curated record